AUGCGCAGGCUCAGCGGCCAUGGCCCACGGGCCCAGCCGCUCCGCGGCACGCGGGAUCCUCCCGGACCGGGGCACGAACCCGCGCCCCCCGCAUCGGCAGGCGGACUCCCAUCCACCGCGCCACCAGGGAAGCCCUGCUGUGCCUGCUUCUCUUCAGUGAUCUUAAAUAAUCAUGAGGGCAGGGCCAGAGGCUGGACAAAACUGUGCCUGUGGCUGGCUGGUGGCUCCCCUGAGACCAGUUGUGCUCAUGUCCUCCAUCAGUUCACAACAGGAGGCACAUCCCAUCGGGGCCAGACUGUAGGAAGGCUGCUGCGAAGGCUGCAACUUCGUGGCCUGCGGCCGGUCCCGCAAGAGAUGGCCCCAGGGGCGCCCGCACUGCUGCUGCUGUCGCUGCUGUCACUGCCGGGUCUCCCGCCUCGCGCUGCCGCCUGCCCUGCCGCCUGCCGCUGCUACAGCGCCACGGUGGAGUGCGGCGCCCUGCGGCUGCGCCUGGUCCCGUCCGGAAUCCCGCCCGGGACGCAGACGCUGUUCCUGCAGGACAACAGCAUCGCGCGCCUGGAGCCGGGCACCCUGGCACCCCUCGCCUCCCUGCGUCGACUCUACCUGCACAACAACAGCCUGCGCGCCCUGGAGCCAGGCGCCUUCCGUGCGCAGUCGCGCCUGCUGGAGCUGGCGCUCACCGGCAACCAGCUGCGCGGCUUGCGCGUUGGCGCUUUUGCCGGCCUGGCCCAACUGCGCGUGCUCUACCUAGCUGGCAACCAGCUGGUACAGCUGCUGGAUUUCACCUUCCUACACUUGCAGCGACUGCAGGAGCUGCACCUGCAGGAAAACAGCAUCGAGCUGCUGGAGGACCAGGCCCUGGCCGGGCUCUCCUCGCUGGCACUGCUGGACCUCAGCAGGAACCAGCUGGGCACCAUCAGCCAGGAGGCCCUACAGCCCCUGGCCAGCCUGCAGGUCCUGCGCCUCACAGAGAACCCAUGGCGCUGUGAUUGCGCCUUGCACUGGCUGGGAACCUGGAUCAAGGAAGGGGGCCAGCGACUGCUCAGCUCCAGAGACAAGAAAAUCACGUGUGCAGAGCCCCCCCGCCUGGCACUUCAGAGUCUCCUGGAAGUAUCUGGCAGUAGCCUCAUCUGCAUCCCACCCUCUGUGCACGUGGAGCCGCUGGAGGUGACAGCCAACCUGGGUGAGGACCUGCGGAUUGCCUGCCAGGCUUCCGGCUACCCGCAGCCCCUGGUGACCUGGAGAAAAGUGGCGCAGCCUCGCGAGGGGCCGCCGCAGGCCCAGGCCCAACCUGGAGGCGGGGUGCCGGGCCCAGGUGGGCCCGGGGCAUCCGACACGGGCAGCGGCAUGCUCUUCCUCACCAACAUCACCCUGGCCCACGCUGGCAAAUACGAGUGCGAGGCCUCCAACGCCGGCGGCGCCGCCCGCUUGCCCUUCCAGCUUCUGGUCAACCUGUCCCAGCAGCUGCUGCUGGCGCCUGCGCCGCCCCGGGCCGGCGACCCAGUCAGCCACGAGCACCUGCCCGAGGUGGGCGGCAUGGCUUUUCGCGCCCUGGGCCUGGCCACGCAGACGGCCAUCGCGACGGCCAUCGCGCUCCUGGCGCUCACGGCGCUGCUGCUGGCGACCAUGAUUUGCCGCAGGCGGCGCAGGCGCAAAAAGGCACCAGGGCCUCCCGGGGAGGGCGCGCUCUUCGUCAACGAUUACUCGGACGGGCCCUGCACCUUCGCGCAGCUCGAGGAGCUCCGCGACGAGCGGGGCCACGAGAUGUUCGUCAUCGACCGCUCCAAGCCGCUCUUCGCCGAGGGCCCGGCGGAGGCGGCCGAGGGCGCAGCGCCCGGAGUUGCACAAGGUCUCCCGCUGCAGCCGCCUGCCGCCUACGAGAUCCGUUGCUGAGGGGGCGGCGGGGCGGACGCGCGCUGAUGACGCGGGCCCCGCAGAUUGGCCGGCUCGGCUCGCCCUGCGCAUGCUCCAGCGCGAUCAGUAAAGGGUGGAAGCUG
Lagenorhynchus albirostris (white-beaked dolphin) is the source of this 1997-nucleotide messenger RNA. It is a transcript of the gene LRRC24, whose product is annotated as leucine rich repeat containing 24. Lineage: Eukaryota; Metazoa; Chordata; Mammalia; Artiodactyla; Delphinidae. Gene Ontology annotation, molecular function: protein binding. The transcript has 6 exons. Bases 1 to 1893 code for a protein of 630 amino acids. The record is from RefSeq and is a predicted model, not a curated record.